Molecule: messenger RNA, 3978 nt
Organism: Seriola dumerili (greater amberjack)
Lineage: Eukaryota; Metazoa; Chordata; Actinopteri; Carangiformes; Carangidae
Product: cadherin-13-like
Exons: 19
Coding region: 56-2836 (926 amino acids)
Biological process (GO): multicellular organism development; cell-cell junction assembly; calcium-dependent cell-cell adhesion
Cellular component (GO): plasma membrane; adherens junction; catenin complex
Molecular function (GO): cadherin binding; calcium ion binding
Source: RefSeq, a predicted model, not a curated record
ACAGUCUAUUAUCUGAGGGAUUAACUUUUGAAACAACACAUCAUCUGGAUAUAAUAUGGAGACAAUACAACUCUGUCUUUUCAUGGCACUGUGUCUGGGAAUCGACGGGUCGUCUUCAGAAAUUUUGCAGCGACAAAAAAGAAACUGGAUCAUAGAUUCCUUUAGUAUAGACGAAGGCUAUAGGGGAAGUUACCCAUAUUCACUUGGCACAGUUAAAGUUGAGAAGACCCUCACCCUCUUCCAGAUACAUGGUCAAGGUGUUGAUGAGGACCCCAAAGGCAUAUUACAUAUCAACAACCGCACAGGGGAGAUUACUGUCCACGGCCCUGUUGACUAUGAGACAUACCAGGAGCUUAAGCUGGUGUUUCUGGCUCUUGAUAGAGACAGUAGAAUAAUAGACACACGGCUGGGCAUUGAGAUAUCAGUUAUUGACGCAAAUGAUCACCCUCCAAAGUUUGACCGUGAAAUCUAUGUGAUCAACAUAAAAGAAUCUACGUUACAAGGCACUAACUUGAUUACUAUUCAAGCAACAGAUAGUGACAACGGGAAGAACAAACUAUUUACUUUACGAAUAGUCUCCACCAGUUAUAAAUCAGAGGAAGUGGAGUUCUACAUAACUCAGAUGGCUGGUACUCAAACUGGAACCAUUUCGUUUAAAGGGUGUCUGGACCAUGAAAAAGCAGAGAAACACAUCAUUAUAGUAGAGGCCAAAGACCGUGGAGAAAAACUACAGCUCUCCAGCUCCUGCACUGUCAUAAUCAACAUAGAAGAUGGAAAUAACCACAGUCCUGAGAUCACAGGACAAAGAGGUCCAGGGAAAGUGAAAGAAGGAGAGAAAAAUGUCCUUGUUUCACGGCUGCAAGUUAAAGAUGAAGACGGCAAAGGUACAGAUGCCUGGAGAGUGAAAUAUCAAAUCCAAGGAGAGGCAGGCAACUACUUCAGAAUCAGUACUGAUCCUGACACAAACGAGGGACUACUCUAUGUGAAGAAGCAUCUGAACUAUGAGGAUGGUCCUGCAUGGAAUGUGACUAUCAGUGUGGAGAAUGAACUCCCCUAUUAUUCGUGCAGAGUGGAGAGUAAAAGUGCCGCUGGUCUUUGGAAAGUCACUACUAUUAGUGCUGCUAGUGGUGGUGGUGGUGGGGCUGUGACAGGGCUGAGAGAAGGAUCAUCCAUAUACCAAUUGACAGUGUCUGUGGAGGAUGUCAAUGAGUCUCCGAUCUUCGACGAAUUCAACAAAGAAGUUCCAUUGUUUGAGAAUAUUGAGGGGGGACAGUAUCUGGUUACAUUUACAGCUAAAGACCCUGAUGUCAGCAGCAAAAACACAUUUGUAUACAUAAAAGGAGAGGACCCCGCUGGCUGGGUUACAGUGGACCCCAAAACUGGGAAAGUAACCACAUCAAAGAUGACAGACCGAGAGUCAGUCUUUGUGAAUCAAAGUAUCUAUGUGGUCAACAUAUAUGCCGUUGACGAUGGUAAACCUCCAAUGACAGGCACUGCAACCCUCACCAUCCACAUUAAAGAUGAGAAUGACAAUGUUCCUUCCCUGACUGAAACUAUAAUUGAAAUGUGCCAGUCCGAUCGACCCUCAUGGGCCAAAAUCACAGCCUUGGACCUGGAUGAAGAGCCCUACAGUGGGCCUUUCAGCUUCAAGCUCCACGGAGAUGUUGAUGGCAAAUGGAAGAUCGACCCUUUGCAAGGGCAUUCAGUCAACCUGGUGAAAGAGAUGACAGUUCAUUCUGGACACCAUGAGUUGGUGGUAGAAGUCUCUGACGCUCAAGGCGAGGCCGCUGUCCACAACCUGUCAGUUACUGUGUGUAACUGCUUAGACACAGAGAAGCCAAACUGUCGCAACCGCAAAUCUUUUACCUCCUCAGCAGGACCAGGAGCAUUUUUCAUCAUCAUUUUCAGCAUAUUAUUUCUUUCAGCUAUGCUACUUUUGGCUGGUCUCGUGACAUGUAAGAAACAAUUCAAACCAAGCCCAGAUUACGGUUUGGGACAAUAUCUGAAGAACUGUAACACUGAGGAGCCAGGAACUGACUGCAAAGUGGCUAUUGGUGCAUUAAACGAAGUAGACAGUCAGACUGUGGAACAAAUCGAAACAAAGCAAUCAAUCCCUAAGCUACCAGGUCUAACAGUGACUGACCAUUCCACUUCAGGGUACGACAUGUCCCAAGCUAAAAUUCAACAGCAAAUGAACAAUUUACACUGGGUCACGGCUGAAUCACGGGGGGGCUGUAUAGAUUUAUCCCAGAGCCAGAACUUAAUGGAACAAAGUUUUUCACGCAAGAACUCUAAGCAUUGGGUCACGGCUGAAUCACGGGGUGGCUGUAUAGAUUUAUCACAGAGACAGAACUUAAUGGAACAAACUUUUUCACGCAACAACUCUGCGCGUUGGUCAAAGGGUGCAUCAUCAACCAUGAGAAUGAAACAGCUGCAGGGACAGUUAAUGUAUAAGACUUGGGGAGGACACAGUAAAUACUCAGUUCAAGAGAAUAUUGAAAUCAGACGUGAGAUUCUGCUCCAAAUACUAAAUAAGAGGCUGUACUCUCUCCAGGCACCCGGAGUGGAGCUGUGUGAUUAUACUCCUCAUGUGUAUGCUGAGGAGGGAGAGACAAGGCACAACUUUGAGCUUGAUGCAAUCUCCAUCUCCGAUAUUUCCUUUGACCCAGACAUGGACCUGGAUUUAAGGUUUAGUACCCUGGCCUCAAUCUGCAUGCCUAAUGAAAGCACUGUCUACAGUACGAAAACCUCUUAUGUAACAGAAAAACUUAAGACAGGAACUCUGAUCCAAGUUGAAAGCCAUGAAACUAAAAUGAACACUCCACCAUAUUUGUGAGUUGUAGGUAAUUUUGAAUUCUAAAUGUUACAGGGGCUUUGAGCAUACUCUUAUGCUACCUUCAGCUACAUUUGGCUUCAUGAAUGACUGUCUGGGAAAAUUUGAACAUUAGAACUUAGAUAAUACCAGGCACAGGUUAUCGCAAUUCUAAGAUAUGGAUUUUUGAUGCAUGUUCAAAGUCAGAUGCUGAAAUUAUGUUGUUGUUAUGUUUGUUUAUCAUUAUAAGAUAAGGGACUAUAUUCUCUGGAAAGAAAGAAGCUUGCGCAUACAAAGCUGAAUAUGUCUGUUAAUCAAAACUGCACUGAUUCCAUUUAACUUUGCGUUAUCUCUUUGUUGGUCAUAUAAUUCAUCUGAUUUCUGUGCUGAAAUUUUGAGAUGAAAAACAAACAACUUUUGCUGUUGUAACAGGACAAGGCAAGAAGAGUUCAGUCAGGAUUGCUACAGAGACGGUUGUUAGCAACUGAGAUGUUGCAUCAUAGAAUGUUACUGGACCUGUUUUUAAGUCCAGUGCGUGAAAGAUAAAAUGUCAUUCCUACUGAAGGUCAAACAAAUCUAAGACAAAAAAUUCCAGGAACAAGAGGCAACAAAUGUGUCACUUAAAUGCUCACAAAAAGUACACUCUCCUGUUGGAAGGCCUUUUUCUACACAGCAGCACUUGAUACAAACGUUAGCAUGAUAAAAUGCAAGCCACACAGAACCAUGGUUAUGUAGUCAGGGGCAUGAGAACACGGUUUGGCGAGAUAGGUUAUCAUAACACAGUAUUAACAAUGAAAGCCGGGUUGUGGGAACAGUUGAGAAAAAUCAAAAAUUGAAUUUUAGUAUAUACUUUCAAUAGUCAAGUCAAUAUGGUGUAUAGUGAAAAAAAGUUUCUUUCACUACAGGUUACAUUUAGUAUUCAUACAAUGAUGAUCUAUUGUAAUGACAGGGAAAUGGGUGUCUCAGUGUGUUUGGGGUUCUUAAAAAUGUAUGUUAGGCAAAGUUUUUGCUUUCACUUUUUUGGGAUGUUUUUUGAUGUGUUGUUUUAGCAUUUGCUAUGGUCACAUAAAACAGUAUAAGUUUGUCGUGCUUUCACUGUUUUCAAUAUGACUGUCAAAAAUAUGCAGGUAUGUCACUAUGUAAAUAAAAUACUUUUGAAGGACGAA